AUGCCUUCCACAACAACUACGCCCUCCUCCGCAGAAAUCGAGAACAAUAACCUCGUUCUAACAGCUCUCUUCAAACAAAUCGAUGUAGGCGGUCAUGGCACUAUCAACUUCAAACGUCUUGCCGAAGAUAUGUCGGUUGCUGGCGAAAAUGCUGCCCGACAUCGCUGGGCCCGAUGCAAGAAAAGCUUUACAAACACAAAUAAAACUCCCGGCACACCCGGCACACCCGGCACACCCGGCACACCGGGCUCACCUGCAGAUGUCAAGAACAAUAAUCUCGUCUUAAACGCCCUCUUCAAACAAAUCAAAGUCGGUAGAAUCGACCUCAAACGCUUGACCAAGGAUAUACCCGUCAAAGGAGAGAAUGCAGCACGACAUAGGUGGGCACGAGUCAAGAUUAGCUUUGGAUUUAAGGAAUUUGGGGGGAAUGAGGAAAAUUCGGAAAGCAAGGAGAAUAAUAAAGCCGCAAAGAGUCCUGUGAAGGUGGAAGCGAACACCAAAGUUGCUAGAAGGCAACUAACUGGUUCGCCGUUGAAGCACGAGGUUUCGGGGGAGGAAAGCGGACUAGGUACACCUAAUAAAGGUGGCAAGAGAAAGAUGAAGGAUGAGGAUUUGACUGAUGAGGAACAGAUGAUGAUGAAGAUGCCAGCGAGGAAGUUUCCCAAGAGGAAUUCGACAAAGGUGGUUAAACAAGAGCAGAAGUGGAGUGGCGAUGAUACCGAGGAGAGUGUGGAUGGUCAUAAUCAGGACGAGAGAAGUGUGUCUGGAUUUGAAGAUAUCGAUUACACUACGGCUGUCGAGAAUAAGAAAGGCAGAAUGGUGGAGCAGAGUAAUGAUGAGGAUUGGGAAGCUUAG
Sclerotinia borealis F-4128 is the source of this 855-nucleotide messenger RNA. The record is from the annotation of a GenBank genome assembly. Lineage: Eukaryota; Fungi; Ascomycota; Leotiomycetes; Helotiales; Sclerotiniaceae.